This is a messenger RNA of Eurypyga helias (sunbittern), 1181 nucleotides long. RefSeq names its product TBC1 domain family member 10A-like. Lineage: Eukaryota; Metazoa; Chordata; Aves; Eurypygiformes; Eurypygidae. The annotation marks the transcript as partial. The transcript is spliced from 9 exons. The record is from RefSeq and is a predicted model, not a curated record.
UUUUGGCUGCCGUGAACGCGGGAGGCCGGGCCGUUGGCCUGCCAGGAGAACCGGCAUCGGUGCCCACUGGCGAAGGCACCGCGGGGAGCAGGAAGCCCACGGAGGGGAAUGGGGCAGCCGAAAUCAGCUGCGAGCCGCCCGCCGCUGUGCCGGCACCCAGAAAUGCAUUCCGGGCUGCCGGUCCCCAGGGACACUUGGGCGCACGGCAGGUGCGGUGCUGGCUGCUCCCGAGAGGUUUUGAACUGCUGGGGAGCUGGGGCCACGCUGGCGUGGUGAUUUCACGCCUGGGAGUGCACCACGCUGACUGGCCUCUCCCCUCCUCCGGCAGGCUGGAGGAGGUGCCCUUGGAGGUGCUACGGCAGCGGGAGUCCAAAUGGCUGGACAUGCUGAACAACUGGGACAAGUGGAUGGCCAAAAAACACAAGAAGAUCCGGCUGCGGUGCCAGAAGGGGAUCCCGCCCUCGUUGCGGGGCCGUGCCUGGCAGUACCUCUCGGGGAGCAAGGUCAAGUUGGAGCAGAACAUCGGCAAGUUUGACGAACUGGAUCUCCAGCCAGGGGAGCCGAAGUGGCUGGACGUGAUUGAGCGGGAUCUCCAUCGGCAGUUCCCCUUCCACGAGAUGUUCGUCUCGCGCGGAGGCCACGGGCAGCAGGACCUGUUUCGGGUGCUGAAGGCAUACACGCUGUACCGCCCGGAGGAGGGCUACUGCCAGGCCCAGGCCCCCAUUGCCGCUGUCCUGCUCAUGCACAUGCCGGCCGAGCAAGCGUUCUGGUGCCUGGUGCAGAUCUGCGAGAAGUACCUCCCCGGCUACUACAGCGAGAAGCUGGAGGCCAUCCAGCUGGACGGGCAGAUCCUCUUCUCGCUGCUGCACAAGAUUUCGCCCGUGGCCUACAAGCACCUGAGCAAGCAGAAGAUUGAUCCCAUCCUCUACAUGACAGAGUGGUUCAUGUGCGCCUUCUCCCGCACGCUGCCCUGGAGCUCCGUCUUGCGCGUCUGGGACAUGUUCUUCUGUGAAGGGGUGAAGAUCAUCUUCCGGGUGGGCCUCGUGCUGCUCAAACACACCCUGGGCUCCUCGGACAAGCUCAAGUCCUGCCAGGGCCAGUACGAGACCAUGGAGAGGCUGAGGGCCCUCAGCCCCAAGAUCAUGCAGGAGACCUUCCUGGUGCAGGAGGUGAGAUCCUCG